Rhodotorula graminis WP1 is the source of this 1033-nucleotide messenger RNA. RefSeq lists its product as uncharacterized. Gene Ontology annotation, biological process: regulation of DNA-templated transcription. The transcript has 8 exons. NCBI's taxonomy places the organism in Eukaryota, Fungi, Basidiomycota, Microbotryomycetes, Sporidiobolales, Sporidiobolaceae. The record is from RefSeq and is a predicted model, not a curated record. Gene Ontology annotation, molecular function: DNA binding; DNA-binding transcription activator activity, RNA polymerase II-specific; protein heterodimerization activity. Gene Ontology annotation, cellular component: nucleus; CCAAT-binding factor complex. Bases 54 to 974 code for a protein of 306 amino acids.
ACCGCUGCAGAGCCCGAGCAGCAGCGCACGCCAGCACCAGCCCGACCAUCAUCAUGGCCGACGCCCCGAACCCCAAGCCCGUGCGAUCGUCGACCAACAGCAAGGGCCGCCAGAACUCGCCCCCACCGUACCGCUCGCACGCCGAAACCUCGAUGGAGGACUUCGUCAACGAGUUCUGGCAGCACGCCAUGAACGUCGCCGAGCACCACGAGGACGACUUCAAGCACCAGGCGCUACCGCUCGCGAGGAUCAAGAAGGUCGCCAAGAUGGAUCCCGAGGUGCAGCAACAGAUGAUCUCGAGCGAGGUCACGGUCCUGUUCGAGAAGGCGUGCCAGGUCUUCAUCCAGGAGGUCACCGCUCGUGCCCACCUGGUCUCGCUCGCCGCACGCCGCCGCACCCUGUCGCGCGCCGACGUUGCCCAGGCCGUCUCGAGGAGCGACAUGUUCGACUUUUUGAUCGAUAUCGUGCCUCGCAACGAGCAACGCGCUGCCGCCUCGACCUUGGACGCCGUCGCGUCGGGCAGCGGUACAAAGCGCCGCGCCCGCAAGCCGUCGCAGCGCUCGCCUCCCCUGGACGGCAACGGCGCAGGACUCGCUGUCGGUACCGAGGGGCUCGACGGAGGAGCAGGGUCGGGCGGCGAGGACGACAUCGGCGAGCCGGGCGGCAAGCGCAUGCGGUUCUUCGAGGGCGAGGGCAUGGUGGACCCGCAGCAGCAGGGUGCUGGGCACGGGCAGGGCGUGUACUCGAUGCCGGUCGACGUGGCGACCGCCCAGGCGCAGGCCGACGCGGCCACGUUCUACAUGCAGCCGGACGGCACGCCUGCUUUCAGCGCCGAGGGAGACCUGCCAUGGCCGCCCUCGUUCGGCUUCCCGGCCGCUCGCACGGUCCCCGAUCUGCAGGCGUACUACCAACAGCCGCAACCGGGCGGGAGCGGGACGGACGCUGGGCAGCAGGGAGCGGGGCAGGUCGAGUAGCGCGCGACGGUUGGACGCGAUGACUCGGCGACGUAACGCUUGUUGCACUUUCUCGCCGU